AAAAGAGGGGUUUUAGGGCCUAGAGUGAAGAGGAGGGUUUAUUGAGUACGAGAGAAAAUGGGAUACAUCGAAGAAGCCAGAGAAAAUCAUGUCAAGAAGAAAGUUGAAGAAGCUUUGAGAAGCAAGAUGAAGGCAAAAGCACUUAAAGAAUGUGUCUACUACACUUCAAAGUAUGCUGAGUGUGCUGUAGGAAGAACAUUAUCUGUUGUGUGGCAGUGCCGCCAAGAAGCAAAAGAGCUUAAUGAAUGCCUUCAUCAAUACACAAGUGACUCUGUGUUGGAGGAAAUGAAGAAAGCAUACACACUACAACAGGAAUCCUAGUGAUCUCCUUCGAUCAUAGCCUUUUUGCCAAUAGAUACUCAAGCUUGUCAUAUUUGUGCCUUAUAGGAUAUUUCUCACAUUAAAUCUUACAUUCGAAUAUUUGUUUUUCUUCAACAAUGCACACGUAAUUUUAAAUUGAGAUUGAGAGUGUUCAACGACGUUGAGGUUAUGUUAUUUUAAUGAUUAGAUAUAUGUUAAAGAAUUUAACACCGUG
This is a messenger RNA of Papaver somniferum (opium poppy), 535 nucleotides long. RefSeq lists its product as uncharacterized. Gene Ontology annotation, cellular component: mitochondrion. NCBI's taxonomy places the organism in Eukaryota, Viridiplantae, Streptophyta, Magnoliopsida, Ranunculales, Papaveraceae. The transcript is spliced from 3 exons. The coding region runs from base 58 to 321 and encodes 87 amino acids. The record is from RefSeq and is a predicted model, not a curated record.